Polyodon spathula (Mississippi paddlefish) is the source of this 1936-nucleotide messenger RNA. RefSeq names its product choline kinase beta (gene chkb). Bases 438 to 1781 code for a protein of 447 amino acids. The transcript is spliced from 11 exons. Lineage: Eukaryota; Metazoa; Chordata; Actinopteri; Acipenseriformes; Polyodontidae. The record is from RefSeq and is a predicted model, not a curated record. Gene Ontology annotation, cellular component: cytoplasm. Gene Ontology annotation, molecular function: choline kinase activity; ethanolamine kinase activity. Gene Ontology annotation, biological process: phosphatidylethanolamine biosynthetic process; CDP-choline pathway.
GGCAGUCGUCACUACUCAUGCUUGCGUGUGAAAUUGUCAAUGCUGAAGUCGUGAGUUAGCAUUAGCAGGUAAUUACUGUAGUUACAAGGAUAUCUAGAGAAGAAUAGGAACGAAACGAAGAUUAUUAUCUACAAUUAUUGUAUAGCGGACACCUAGGAGAGCUUACAGAAUACGUAUUCGCUAUUAUUAUUAUUAUUUACUUAAUUUUUUUAUUGACAAUUUAAGAAUGAUCUCAAGUCUGAGUUUAAUUUGAAUGUAGUGUUGAUGUUGAUAAAAAAAAAAAAACGCAGUAUGAAUAUAUAAAAAAUAUAUUUCGUACAGAUUAAUUUGAAACGUUACUUCUGUGUUUAAAUCUGAUAGGUAUUUCAGCCUACAUUAUUAAGAAAAUUCAGGAGUACAGCACCGGUAAAUUAAUUUUAAUCCUUUUUCUACAAAAUAUGCAAUCUUCUGGUGCUGCUGGACAAUUGACGUUGAGCACCAGUGACGGGAUACUUGUUAAUUCAGUUAGAAAUGCUUGCAAAAACACGUUAAAUAUAGGACUGAAUGCAGAGGACACAGAUGCCAUUGAGUCUCUGGUGGGUGAUUCUCGGCGAUGUGAAGCAGUUGAUCCAGGUCAUUUGAAGGCCUCCAGUCCGCGGGCUGGCAAUGCUGACGGUUCCUGUGUGGAAGAUGACUCAGAAGACGAGUCGCACAGGGAUGGCCGAACCGAGGAGGUGGACAGGGAUACGAAACUUAGGGCAUACGCCUGGUGUAAAGGAUUCCUGUCUGGAUCAUGGAAGCUCAUUUCUGAAGAUGAAUUUCAAAUUGGUAUUAUCAGUGGUGGAUUAAGUAACCUGCUGUACCUGUGCGCUCUACCGGACCAUGUGCUCAGUAUUGAAGAGGAGCCUCGCAAGGUUUUGCUGAGAGUUUAUGGAGCUAUUUUACAGGGGGUCGAUUCCCUUGUUCAGGAGAGUGUGAUGUUUGCAAUCCUAGCAGAACGGGCGCUGGGACCACGACUCUAUGGGAUCUUCCCUGAGGGGCGGCUGGAGCAGUACAUUCCCAGCAAUCGGUUAUUGACAGAGCAGCUACGAGUUCCUGAUCUCUCUGCGGAGAUUGCUGUGAAGAUGUCCCGAUUCCAUGGGAUGGUCAUGCCUUUCAACAAGGAGCCCAAGUGGCUGUUUGGGACCAUAGAGAGGUAUAUGAAACAGAUUUUGACAUUGAAAUUUACCAAAGAAGCCCAUUUGAAAAAGUUCAACAAACUGAUGAAGUACAACCUGCCUGCAGAGAUGGAGAGCCUGAGAGCUCUUCUUGAAUCAACUUCUUCUCCAGUGGUUUUCUGUCAUAAUGAUGUGCAAGAAGGUAACAUACUUAUGCUGGCUGAUCGAGAGCCCUCUUCCAAAGAAAAACUUAUGCUCAUAGACUUUGAAUACAGCAGCUAUAAUUACAGGGGUUUUGAUAUUGGCAACCAUUUCUGUGAGUGGAUUUACGACUAUACCUACAACCAGUGGCCCUUUUUCAAAGCUACUCUGGAGAACUACCCAAGCAGAGAGCAACAGUUGCAUUUCCUUCGCCAUUAUUUGUCUGAAUUUUCUGGGAUUAAGGGAGAUGUAGAACAUGACGAUCGAGCAAAGAUUGAAGAAGAAAUGAUUAUUGAAACUAACAGAUUUGCAUUGGCAUCCCACUUCUUGUGGGGUUUAUGGUCCAUUAUACAAGCUAAAUUGUCAACAAUAGAGUUUGGAUACAUGGAUUAUGCGCACUCUCGAUUCGACGCCUACUUCAAACAAAAAAAACUGUUUGCAUAGCAGUUGUAUUUAUUUCAAGGGGACCCUUCAAAAAAGAUGAGAAUCUGAGUUUCAAUUUCUAAAGGAAUCCCCUGUUCCACUGGAUUUAUUUUCCAGUUAUGUGAAUGUAUAAUCUUCAGAGUCAGGCUUCUUUUUAAAAAUAAUUUAGUGGUCAC